AUGCGGAGACCACGACGAGCACCGCCGGCGGCGAUGUUGCCAGCGGCAUCGGCGGUGGAGAGCAGGGCGGCUCGACCCCCGCCAGCAGCGCGGCAGGCGACCACCUCGGAGGCCGCUGCCGACGUCGGCGCCGCGGCGUGGCAGGGCGUGGGCGGGCUCCUGCUGUCCGCGCGGGGAAGAAGAGGAGGACCCCCUGCAGCGGCGGCUCUUCCAGCAGUCCCGAUGAGGGCCUUCCGCCACUCCCCGGCCUUCGGGGGCCACUCCGUACGUGCAGCAGGAGGCGUCCCUCCUUCUUCAUCGCUCGGAUUGACGGCAGUCCGCGCGCGCGGUUGUUCCACAUCGCUGCUGUGCCCCAGCGCCACGAGUGCUGCGCCGCAGGAGCAUGAGCCUGCCGAGAGAGAGGGGCGCGAGCGG
Molecule: messenger RNA, 414 nt
Organism: Prorocentrum cordatum
Lineage: Eukaryota; Dinophyceae; Prorocentrales; Prorocentraceae
Source: the annotation of a GenBank genome assembly